AGAAAUUCAUAGAUUUAAUUAUUUGUAUAAAUAGAACUUUCAGAUUAAAUUUUAAUAAAAUUUUCUGAGGAUCUGUCAGCAUCACGAUUGACUUCCCGACUCCACAAUGGCAGUAUCACGCUCAUUCAUGAGAUUGUUAUUGGUGGCUUUUGUCAUCUGCAGCGUUAUUCUGUCUUGCAGUGCCUGCAAGUCGAAAUGCUGUUGCGGAAGUAGUCAUCACAGCAGCUGCGGUUGCGGAUGCGGUUGCGGCAGCGGAUGCGGAUGCGGCGGUGGAUGCUACGGUGGUGGCUGCUACGGCGGUUACGGCGGUUGCGGUGGUGGCUGCUACGGCGGUUACGGCGGUUGCGGUGGUGGCUGCUACGGCGGUUACGGAGGUGGAUACGGAUGCGGAAGUUACGGUCUUUACGGCAAAUACUGCUAGAAGUAAUAUUGCAGCUUGCCGAGUAUUAUAUUAGCAGUAGGCCUAUUUCAUCGUAUAUGAAAUUUCCACCACGAAAAUUCUUGUAAAUUUCUAAUUUAGGAGAGUACUGAAAGUUCAUUGGGUAGUCCGAAAGAGAAUCUAGUCUUCAAUUAGUGUUUAAGAGAGUUGUGAAACUUAACUCGAUAGAGCAAUCACCCCAAACUAUAUUGUAUUCCACCUUUUACUAUGUAGAAGAUGGUCAAUAUUAAAAUUUAGUUGUAGUGAA
Messenger RNA from Nilaparvata lugens (brown planthopper), 686 nucleotides. RefSeq names its product chorion class high-cysteine HCB protein 13. Lineage: Eukaryota; Metazoa; Arthropoda; Insecta; Hemiptera; Delphacidae. The record is from RefSeq and is a predicted model, not a curated record. Bases 107 to 421 code for a protein of 104 amino acids. The transcript is spliced from 2 exons.